AUGGGAUUGUUACAGUUUUCGUUGCUUGCCUUGAGCGUUUUCAGCGGAGUGCAGCAAGGACUGGCUAAGUCCGCUGAAGAAUGGCGAGACCGUGUCAUUUAUCAAGUUUUGACGGAUCGUUUUGCCGUCAACGAUACCUCGAACCCUGAGUGUCAAAAGGGUUCUAGUAAAUACUGCGGUGGUACUUGGAAAGGCAUUCAAUCCAAGUUAGAUUAUAUUCAGGAAAUGGGGUUCAAUGCUAUUUGGUUGUCUCCUAUCGAUAAAAACGUUGAAGGAACAUAUGGUGAAGACGGCGAAUCUUAUCACGGCUAUUGGAAUAGUGAUUUCACCCGCCUGAACGAACAUUGGGGUUCCGAAGACGAUUUGAUUGAUCUUAUUAAUGAUAUGCACAAUCGUGAUAUGUGGGUUAUGUUUGACGCUCUUGCCAAUUCCAUGGCUAUUCCUGGUCCCCCUGAUAACAUUACCUAUUCGAACCUCCAUCCUUUUAAUUCUUCUGAGUAUUUCCAUCCAUUCUGCUGGAUCGAUUAUGCAAGCACAAAUAACACUGAGAUUCAAGAUUGCUGGGCUGGUGAUGAUGAAAUUAUCCUUGCCGAUUUGAAUCUUGAAUCAAAGCAGGUGUCUAAUUAUCUCAAUGAACAUAUCCACGACGUUGUACGUCGCUAUGGUAUUGAUGGUAUCCGUGUGGACGCUAUUAAACAAAUGAACCCUAAUUUCUUCCCUGAUUAUCUAAAUUCCGCUGGUGUUUUUUCUGUUGGUGAAAUGUUUUCCUACAACCCAGACAUUGCUUGUUCUGUUCGUAACCAAAUUGAUAGUAUCACCACCUAUCCGAUUCGACAAGGAAUUGAGUUUGCUUUCAACAAUACCGGCGCUGCUUUCCAAUACCUUCAGCAAAUUGAUAUGCAGUUUCAGCAGGCUUGUUCCGGCCAAGAUAUGUCCAUUGUUGCUAACUUUUUGGAAAAUCAUGAUUUACCCCGUUAUCCUUACAUUACAGAUGAUGAAUCGCAAAACAAAGGAGCCAUUGUGUUCCUUCUUCUUCAUACUGGCAUUCCAAUCAUUUAUUAUGGGCAGGAGCAACAUUUGACUGGUGGUGCCGGCACUUCUGAUAAUCGUGAAGCUUUAUGGAAUUACGGAUAUAACAACAGCUCACCUAUUUAUCAGUUAAUUCGUACAGUCAUUGCAUUACGAAAGCAAGCUAUGCAUGACAAUAAAAAUUGGACGACGACUAAUCACCAGUAUUUGAACAAUGAACUACGUUACUCAUUCGUUCAAAAGGGAGACGUUCUCGGUGUCUAUUCAAAUUUUGAAUCAAAUUCCGACAAAGUUGCUUACGAUGUUGGUUCCAAUUUUGAAGAGGGAACGGUGGUUCGUGAAGUUUUAAGCAAUACAACCGCAACUGUGGGCUCUUCUGGUACUUUGCAAGUUACAAUAACUACUGGCAUGCCUCAAGUCUACUACCCAGAGGCUAGUUUGACUUCAUUCGGAAAGUUCUUGGGAACACCUACGAGUAUAUACUCUUCUUCAGCUUCUUAUCCAACCUCUUCAUUGUCCGAGUCACUUUCAUCAACAGCUAGUUCUACUUCUAGCUCUUCAUCUGCAUCACCUACAACAUUCGCUUCUGUUACUACGCAUCACAGAACAUAUACAAGCGGUUCUUCUACGUUUACGGUUGAUACAAAAAGCACCGCGUACUCUACCGGCAAACAUAGUUCGCGCGAGUCUAAGGGAUCUUCUAUGAAACCGUUACUAUCUGCAUUUUAUCCCGAGUGCAUUCUUAAUUCCCAGUUAUCUAGAUUAUAUUUGGAAAAUAUAACUUAUAAUUGA
Schizosaccharomyces octosporus yFS286 is the source of this 1821-nucleotide messenger RNA. Its product is annotated as alpha-amylase. The record is from RefSeq and is a predicted model, not a curated record. The coding region runs from base 1 to 1821 and encodes 606 amino acids. Gene Ontology annotation, biological process: carbohydrate catabolic process. The transcript has 2 exons. Gene Ontology annotation, molecular function: calcium ion binding; alpha-amylase activity. Lineage: Eukaryota; Fungi; Ascomycota; Schizosaccharomycetes; Schizosaccharomycetales; Schizosaccharomycetaceae.